AUUUUAAACAAUUUGAAAACACACUGGAGGACUUCUUCUGGAGGUGGAAAUGUUUCUUAGCUUUCACAGAUCGAUUUAAUUAAGAGAUAACCUUUUUUACAUAAUUUCCUGAGAACUGGGGUUAAGGAUCUGUGAAGUAAGCCAGGGUCUGGUGCAAAUCUUCUGCAGAGAUGGAGGAAUGCUAAGUUUUUUGGGAGAUACUUAACUACCUGUUGACGAGCAGGAGAGAUAUGUCAGGACUUAUGAGCCAGAAAUUGGAUGAACUUUUUGCUGCCCUUCUUCAGAAUUUGCCUAUUACAACAUCUCUGAUUCAACAGGCGAAACUAGAAUAUGACAGAAUUCGGGAAGUUGCCAUCCAAGGAGAGAAGAACAGGGUGCCCGGAGAGAGCAUGAGAUGUCCAAACUGUAAAAAGGACCUCCCCCUGCAGCGACAGACGAAACUCAUAGAGAGCGAAAAUGAAAUCACCCGACUUAGACAAGAACUUCAUCUUAAGAUUACCAUGUGUCAGGACCUGGAAGACAAGAUAAAAAGACUGCAGUCAAUGCAAAAGGGGAGGAACUCAAGUGUGGGAGGAGCUGUAACCCUACAAAUCAGCGAGAUGUACUCAAGACUGUUUGCUGAGCAAUGGCUUCAGGCUUAUGAGUUUAUGGACAACAAUUUAAACCAGCGGGAGGAUAGAGUGCUGGACAUUCUGCAGAGGAUUCUUAGAGCAGCUUAUGAGUUUUGCAAAGAUAUCUCUAAUGCUCAGAUGAGGAAUGUGGAAGGAGAAAUAUUCUGCCCCCUAUCCACAUGGACAGAAGACAAGAGGAUGGAGUUUGCUGUCACUCCGAGACCAAACACUUCGUCUUCCAUCAGCCAUUUAGCCAGGCAGUACAGGGACAUGGCGUCGUCGGAGUGCAUCCCGAUAUUACAGGAGACCUUUCUUAAGGAAGUUCUCCCAGAGUUUCUGGAUGUCCAGUAUGUGGGCGAGCCUGUGGUGGUCAGUUACACCAAGAAAUGCGUGGAGGUCACAUGGUACAUGUGUAUACAAUCCCCGCCAUUGCACCUCAUCACCAAAGUGGUACGAAAGUCAGCAUUUGACACCAAUUUGUUUAGUUACUACACAGUGGCAGGAGACAAGAUUGACUUUGUCGUCUGGCCCUCUGUGGUUCAAGGGGACGAUGAGAAAAUCAUAUCCAAAGGGGUCGCCCAAGCAAUGGACAAUAAUCGAUCCCAUUCUUCUCUGAAAGCAUCCAUUCAUUCCCAUCGAACGGAAAAAUCUCCAUCUCUCCAUGACAAUAUACCACCACCACAACAGGGCAAUGUGUCUCCUGCUCAUUCCCUCAAUAAUCCAGCUCUCAGAGGUACACCAUGGGGCUCCCAGUUCUUCACUUCCAACAGAGGUACUCCUUCAGUGGACCUCCCACCAACUCCCACCGAGGACCCUCUCCCCACCAGUCCAAAUGAUGUCACGAAAGGAGCCUCUAGAGCCAGUGUGGCUGAUCAGGACACUAAAGAGCCAGCCAGGUCAAGACAGGGAAGAAAAACAGCCACACCCCAAAAUCCUGACACAGAGCAAGCCAAAAGUCAGAAGGAUUCUGUGGACAAACAGAAGAGUCCUGUUCCUCAGUCCCAGAGAGGCACCACCCAGGGGAACUCUAGAUACAGCCCCCCAUUGGAAACCUCAUCUCUGACCGAUGCCUGGCGGAAAUCUCGAGCUCAGCCAAUGAGCAGACCUGGCAAGAUGUAGUUGAACUGUGAUUCAAUGCAUAGGAAUAAACAGGAAAAAACAAGAUCAAACCUGUCAUAACCUAGCAAUAACAAUUAAAGAUUAAGCCCCUCAAGACAGCCAAGCAAUGAAUAGUCCCCAACAUGAAGUAUUGAAGUUUAUAUUCUUGUGUAUUUUCAGAAAUGAAGUUUAUCUUAUAUUUACAUUCUACUUUCAUUUCUGUAGAAUUCACAGCCGUUAAAAUUGACGUACUUAUACACUCAUGUUUACAACUGCAGUGUGUUCACGAAGAAAUGGCUAUCAUUACAAUGUGUAGAGAAGUCGAAGGCAAAAACACUGGAAAUGUAAAUAUCAUAAUUUAUUAUAUACCCAUUAAUGUAUCGUUCAUUGAUACUGUGGAUUUCACAGCGUGUGAUCCGGUUUUCCGGAUCACCACACUGUGGUUUUCUGAUUCCGUAUCAGUAUCCUCUGAAACUGAUGCCAUCACAAUGCAUCAACGCAAUGUUAUUUGUGGAAAAUAUUGACCGCGUCACAAAACAGAACUACGUACACAAAACAUAAUUUCAUGGUAUGUCUGUGUUUUUGAUAAUUUGGAUUACAUUUAUCAUCUUAUAAAUGUGGAUUUAAAAUGCAGAAGGGGGUAUAUAAUAAAUUUAUCAUUACUACAGUAACUUGAUCCGAAGAGUUGGAUCACGUCUCGUUGACAGGCGCGGAUCAUCAGAUCAAACUCGACGCUUUGCGUCUCGGAUCAAGUUACUGUAGUAAUAAUAUAUAUAUCUCUUGUACAAUGUAAAUAUCAUAAUAUACCUUGUACAAUGUAAAUAUCAUAAUAUACCUUGUACAAUGUAAAUAUAAUAAUAUAUCUUGUACAAUGUAAAUAUCAUAAUAUAUCUUGUACAAUGUAAAUAUAAUAUACCUGAUACAAUGUAAAUAUCAUAAUAUACCUGAUACAUUGUAAAUAUCAUAAUAUAUCUUGUACAAUGUAAAUAUCAUAAUAUAUCUUGUACAAUGUAAAUAUCAUAAUAUACCUGGUAAUUUCUGUAGUGGGUUCAUCUUACUCAUGAUAUUGCUCAAUUGCAAGAGCACUGAUAAUCCCCAUAAGUCUUGUAGCACUAAUUAAUGGCUGCACUAAUAAUCCCCAUAAGUCUUGUAGCACUAAUUAAUGGCUGCACUAAUAAUCCCCAUAAGUCUUGUAGCACUAAUUAAUGGUUAAUGGCUGCACUAAUAAUCCCCAUAAGUCUUGUAGCACUAAUUAAUGGCUGCACUGAUAAUCCCCAUAAGUCUUGUAGCACUAAUUAAUGGCUGUACUAAUUACAAUGUAUCCCCAUGCAUGUUGUUUUGAAAGUCUUGUAGCAGUAAUGCAUGGCUGUACCAUUAAACUGUUUCUGAUCUAUACAUGUGCUAAUUUUGAAUAUGCUAAAAAUAAUCAUAAAUAUACAUUAUAUGUAGCAGCCAGGGGUUCUGACCGCCUACUCACAGCUUUAGCGGAUCAGAAAUCUUGGCUAGCAGAAACCAAUGAUUAGAUUGAAAAUAUAUCCAUUUUGUUUUUGUAAAAGAGUCAGCGAAUCUUGUCAUAUUUCUGAUUCAAACUGGCAGAAUGAAAGCAUGUAUAAGACUUCAUUACAUAUCAUAGAUAUUAUGUACAUAUAAUACAUGUGUUUUUGAAAGUUA
Ostrea edulis (European flat oyster) is the source of this 3380-nucleotide messenger RNA. RefSeq lists its product as uncharacterized. Bases 231 to 1730 code for a protein of 499 amino acids. NCBI's taxonomy places the organism in Eukaryota, Metazoa, Mollusca, Bivalvia, Ostreida, Ostreidae. The transcript has 7 exons. The record is from RefSeq and is a predicted model, not a curated record.